Messenger RNA from Ceraceosorus guamensis, 1425 nucleotides. RefSeq names its product putative QCR2-40 kDa ubiquinol cytochrome-c reductase core protein 2. Gene Ontology annotation, cellular component: mitochondrion. The coding region runs from base 40 to 1371 and encodes 443 amino acids. The transcript has 7 exons. The record is from RefSeq and is a predicted model, not a curated record. Lineage: Eukaryota; Fungi; Basidiomycota; Exobasidiomycetes; Ceraceosorales; Ceraceosoraceae. Gene Ontology annotation, molecular function: metal ion binding.
GCCUCAAUAAGCCUCAGCUUCUGCUCUCCGCUUCCCGCCAUGUCCGUCGUUUCUAGGUCCACUGCGUCUCUGCGAGCCGCAAGGGCUCCACUUUCUCUCUCGACGAGUCGAAGGAGUUUCACCACCGCAAACGCCGACGGUAUCCGCGUAGCCGCUGCUGACGAUGGAGCGCAAACUGCUGCGAUCACGGUGGCUUUGAACGCUGGACCUCGAUUCGAGAGCUCUCCCGGUGCCGCUCACGCUCUCAAGACCUUCGCCUUCAAAUCGACUGAGAAGCGAUCUGCACUCGCUCUGAUCCGCGAGACGGAACUGUACGGCGGUGCCCUUUCUGCAACGCUGUCCAAGGAACAUCUCUUCCUGACUGCGGAAUUCUUGCGUGGAGAUGAGGAGUUCUUUGUGGAGAUUCUCGGCGAAGUGCUCGGCAAAAGCUCCUUCUUGCGUCACGAAUACGACGAGGUAGUUGUGCCCUCUCUCAGCGACGAGUACCAGAUCAACCAAUCUACUCCAGCCGCUCUAGCCCUCGAGGACUUCACGCAGACCGCCUACCGUCAACGUGGGCUCGGUGCCAGCUUGUACGCGACUCCCGUCUCCCCCCUGAGCUACGACACGGUGACCUCUUACGCGAAAGCGGCUUUCGCCAAGUCCAAUCUUGCUGUCCUUGGCACCGGCAUUGAUGCUUCAAAGCUGUCAUCGUUGGUUGGCAAGCACUUCAAGUCCAUCUCCGCCGGCAGUGCUCUGAGUCCCGCACCUUCGAAGUACUUUGGCGGCGAGAACCGCAUCGCAUACCUGCCUCCUCACGGCUCCGACUUUCCCCGCGCACACGAUGCGCACCUUGUGCUCGGCUUUGAGGGUGCACCACUAGGAUCUCCUGAGCUUGCCGUUCUGCGUGCACACCUCGGAGGCCAGGCGUCAGUGAAGUGGAACGAUGGCUUGUCAGCGCUUUCUAAGAUCAGCGCCUCCAACUCCACCAUCUCUGCGAACGCUUUCAACUUGGGUUACUCUGAAGCAGGCUUGUUUGGCGUUCAGCUUUCUGCUCCUCACGCCAAGAUUGCAGAGGUUGCAAAGGCGGCGGCUCAAGCAAUCAAAGCGAGCGCUGACAGCCUCUCCUCUGAGGAGCUUGCUCGUGCUGUUGCAAAGGCUAAGUUCGAGACUGCUUCCGCAUUGGAAAACCGCGCUGGUGUUCACACUCUUGCUGGCAGCCACCUGUUGUCGGGCAGCCCCGUCACAACGCUCGAAGAAGUUUUCUCCAAGCUCGAGGGCGUUAACGCUUCUGCUGUCUCAUCGGCCGCCGGUAAACUCCUCAAGAGCAAGCCAACAGUUGUGGCAGUCGGCGACGUGCACAAGUUGCCUUACGCAGACGAGCUUCUGUGAUCUGAUCCCAGCGAACUCUACUAGAAAGGACGCAAUGCAUUCGAUUCACAUUAA